Messenger RNA from Diachasmimorpha longicaudata, 5058 nucleotides. RefSeq lists its product as uncharacterized. NCBI's taxonomy places the organism in Eukaryota, Metazoa, Arthropoda, Insecta, Hymenoptera, Braconidae. The coding region runs from base 3826 to 5058 and encodes 410 amino acids. The record is from RefSeq and is a predicted model, not a curated record. The transcript has 2 exons.
UUUCUCGGUCGGGUGUCUUUACUCGUAUCCUUCAGCGGUUUGGGAUAUUCUCCCGUUCGUUGAUUCCUCGAUAUUUUAUUGACUUCAAGAGAUGGAUUGUCAUUGGAAAAAUCGGUGACUCCCCUGUUCGAGAGACGGCGCAAUGUAGCGUAAAAUUUUAAAAAUAGAUUUUUUGAAUUUGAAAAAUGUCUGGAUGCGGAGGCGGGCCCAGGACCGGGUCAAUAAUGCCGGAAAUAUCACGAGAAAAAAAGUAUUUUGGUUCAUUGUGGUGACUCACCUCAUGACAAAUCUUGAAUUUUCAGUUUUCUGAUGUAAAGAGACGCGGUUGUGCCGGGAAAUCAAUUUUCUAGGAAAAUCGUUCAACAAUUAUUGGAGAGAAUCGCAAUCAUUCGGUUGUAAAAAAAUAACAUUGUUAAGAUAAAAUUUCUGGAGAUUUCUGAUAAUUUUUCAUGGAAUUUCAGAAAUUUUAUGUCGAAUGCAGAAAAAUCUAAACUACGAGGUCUGGAAUAUUUUCCUAGGGAACACUGGACGCCUACUUUCCCGGGCACUAGAAUUCUUCUUAGAAAAUUUAGAGAGGCAAAAAAACCCGCACCGCCCACCCGGAGUUCUCAUUAGAAAAAACUUGAAACCAUUUCUUUUUAUAUCACGAUUGAGAUAAAAAUUGUAAAAUAUUUUUUCCGAACUCUCGUAACCAUCUAAUAUCCAAAAUAAAUAAUGUCAAGCAAUAAUUCCUUCUUUGAAAGAAUUUGCAUUCACAAAACUGAAAAUUCAUAUGCGGUUGUCCCUCUAUUUCCAUGAAAGCCCUGAAAGUUCGGUCACUGAAGGUUCGACCAGUGCCCAGAGGGAGAAAACAGGUUUCUUGGGAAGAAAAAAAUUUAGAAGCUGGCGAUAAAUACCUUGGUAUCAUUAUUUUUUCUCUCGAUGUUCAGGGUAACGAAUUCACUGAUUUGGUUUAAUCUCCUCAGUUGUUGUCCCAUCCAUCAAGAAAAAGUUGGAAGAAAGAAUGUUUUCGAUCCUAGAAACCUGUUUUCUCCUCUCAACAUAAUGGGUCACCCUCCAACCCUCCCCAAACAAAUACACCCUAACCGGAUGCCAGAAGAGCUGGCCCAUUAGAAAACAGACAGUCAUUUUUAUCAGUUAUGGUUGAAUGUUUCGUUUCAAAAAUAGCCCGAGAGGUUUAGUCCUCAAAAUUCUGGUCAAAUCCUUUUUAUUUUUAUUACUAUUAAUAUUCACUUGAUUUCUAAAAAGAUAAAAUAUCUAGAUUAUCUGUAUCAAUUCAGGUCUUCCUCCUGGGCUCUUCAUUUCUUGCAGUAAUAUUUUCUAAUGACUUCAAACAUUUUUCCCUCUAUUUAGCCCCUCAUUAAUGGCACUGCAGCACCCCUUGGUUCCAAAGAACCCAAAAUGAGGUAUUGCUGCUCUUCAUGGCUUCUGAGAAGUCCAUUGCGUGCGAAAACUUUAUCAACUCCUAGCAUCACCCAGGACGCUAUGCAAAUAAUGCAAUCACCCAUCGGCGAAAAUGUAUACCUGACGCACAGGGCAAUCGAUAAGAGAUGAGUCCCACUGGCGCCAUGUGCUAUGUCAUUUCCUCUCAUUUGCCCUCUACUUAUCCAUCUCGUUAUCUUUUCCUUUUAUAAGUUAUCAACUGUAAUUUCCACAGCUACUUCCCUUUAUACUCAGAGUAUUUCGGGUACUCCAGAUUUUUUUUUUACAAAUUCACUCGACUCUUUCAUUCACAGGACACGUGCACUAUUGACGUACGAAUAUGACAGAUUCUUGUCAUUUAUUUAUCUUCAAGUUUCGUCAGACUUUUUCACGUGUAUUUUUGGAACGAAGAAUAGAACGCAGAGGAAAGGUGAUGCAAUCAGUAACGGCGUUCAUACUUUUUUUUACGACUGAUUCGUUCGAGAAUUUUUUCUCAAAUAGUCAAGUAAUUCCCUCAAGGAGUCGCCAAAUUUUACUGAAUGGUGCGGUAAUUUCUACUGAAUUUUUGCUGGAUUUUCUCUGCGUCGGAAUUUUUUUAAACCAGUGAAGAGGGCAUUCUUUCCAUCUCCGUUAGCCAAUUAAUCAAUCAAUAUUCUGUACAAGGUUCAAUAACUCGUAUAAUCGGACAGCUAUAAGGAAAUGUAGAAGGUUUUCAGCGAGAGAAUACAUUUUUUUUAGAGUCUAACUAACAUUUCACAUAAAACUGUUCUUUCAAAUUGAAUAAUCACUCAAUUUUUCAUUUUAAAUUGUUAAAAAUUAUGGGAUUAUCUUCUGUGGGAGCAAUUAUCCCCGCGCAAGUGAAGGCUUUUGACAUUUUGCAGCGCAUUUACUCAUUUACUAGACAAGUACCCACUUAGUGUAUAUAAACUAUUCAACUCGUUUUGUCUUAUUCAUCUCCACUGAAUUAUUAUUACGCAACAUCGUUGCGCAAUUUCUCCGGGUUUUGUCGCAAUUUAUUACCGAAGAUAAUGAGUAAUUUUAUCCAAUCAACUGAGACCUCACCCAGUUUUCCAUUAGCAUGAAAAAAACCCUCCAGAAAUUCUUAGAGCACCGCGCACUGUGUGUUUAACAUAAUAACACACCUAGUCACCACCCAAAUGCCCGAGCUAUCUCUCUACUCCACAUUUUCUUGCAAUAAAAUUAUUGCAAAAUAUUCUGCCCACUGCGAUGAUAGGAAAAUUUAUCUUUAAUUACACCCAGUGAAAUAUUCAGUAAAAAUUCCAGAAUUCCAAUUCAGGCGAUCUCCAAUGGGUUUUCAGUCAAUUCAAUGCUUUUGCGUGGUCUGGGUCCACGUGCUGACUUCGAUGAUGGCCUUGAAGUCGAUUCCAUCAAAUUUUCCAAUCCUAUGUGCACAGUGAUUAGGUGCCAAUCAAGGGAGUGACCAAAAAUUAAGAUCAUUGGUGUUCCACUUAUAGAACCGCUAUCGAAUGAAGUACUAGAAUUUAACGACUGAUAUUUACUUCGCUGGCUCGACGAGAGAAAAACUGAUAAUUUAGUUUUCUCAAGAGGCCGAAUUUUCGAAACCAUGAUUGAGUAAUUAUGAAGAUAAUUGAGCGAAAUUUGUUGGUUUAUUUGAGGCAGUGGAAAGUAAUGACUGAGAGCUGUGGAGGGAGGAGCUGGGGACAGGGUGAAUUAUUCCAUGGCGUCGGGUCAAUUAGUGAAUGCUAAACCACUGAGAGAAUUUUCGUUGCUGGUCUAUUAAUAAUCGAGUCUCCUCGUGAUACGCAAUUGUGAAACAUUUGGUUACAUUCAAUUUGGUUCGAUUUUUUCUUCAAUUGACCGUUGAGGUUCACUGUUGAUUGAAUUAUCAUAUUCAACGGAUUGAGUCUGACACAGGGAGAGAAAUAUUGUCGAACAAAAUCUGCCAGAACAGAGAUCAGACAGAACUAAACAUUAUUUUUCAAAGCAUAAUCAUGCAGCGAAACUAAUUGAUGAGGCACCAUCGAUUUUUGCUGGGAGAUCUUGAGCUGAGGGUGUCUCGAAGAUGUUUUGGCUCACCAAGAAAAUGUUGUUAAAUCCAUAUUCUUCUACAAGGGGCGACUAUCGAAUUUCUGAGAAUGCAAACAUCUUCCAAAACGCACUAAAUCCUCGUCUGUAAUUCCCCGAAAUACUAUUCACGAAGAGUCAACGAAAACCAUUGUAACAUAAGACCUCAGACGUCAGGCGAUGCAGAAUGACUACGUCGUCCACAAAAAUCUGCUGACCCAAAACAUUUGAAACUAAAAAUGUCAGCAAACAUUGGUUAUGUUUGCUCUCUAGAACCGAUGGAGGAUCGAUAAAGAAUUCUCGAAAUCUGCAAGUGACUUAACCCUUUCGCGUCUAUUUCCAAAUCAGUCUCUGGAGAUGAUGAAAAUGGAAUCGCUACCAUUCACCGAGACUCGCCCCUCGGAGCCAAUUGUUCCUCCCCGAAGGGAGCAAUACCUCUUCCUCCUGGAGUUCUUCAUCCACAGGAUUGACAGUGAGAGACUUGGGAGAUUCAACGAGAUGUUUUACGUUCCAACAACGGUAACUCUGAAUUUCCUGAACCUCCAGGACGACUCGAUCCAGUUAACCCCAGUGGAUCCAAUGUUCGAGCCCCUCUCAGCCAUCCCCGGGGACUCCGAGAGCUUCUUCUCUGGGAGAUCGAUCCUCUUCGCCAUUCCUGAGGCCCUAGUAACAACUAUAUCCACUGAACUCAGGAUAACCUUGAAAGUCGAGAAGAAGAUGCCCAAUGAACUUCGUCCGGACAUUUUGGUGGGCACAGGAGAGCUGGACAUGUCAGCAGAGUUCGCUGGACUUCGAAAAGAGAUUCUCCAGUGCUGGCACAGGGAUUUCCCCCCGCCGAAGUCAUACGAAGGUCCUGUGGAAUUGUUCUACGACGAAGAAUCCUCGGGGACUAUCUCAGUGUUAGUCAGGAUCUCGGGUUUUGGCCAGUGUAUUGUCACCGAGUUCGACUCCCCCCCUGAAGAGAGAGCGACAUCAUUCAUCUUCAGAGGUGACGAACGAGACGACAAGACUCUCUCCUACAAAUGUAGGAUCAUUAAUCCUGGUGAUGUGAGUGCCUGUGAGGAGUCGGAGGACGAUGUUGGAGAUUGUGGAAUUUGCUCGCCGAAGAAGACCUGGUGUUUGCCGUGUGGUGAGCCAGAUUCUGCUAGGAUCAAUGUUGAAGCCUCGCAGGCGACAAAAAAAUGUCCCAAACCCAAAACUGAGAAUGAAGAUCUCUUGAAAAUAUCAAGGACGGAGCCCAAAGGAAUGAUAACUUCAAGCAGAGGGAGUCCCACGCCCUGUGGAAAAGCAGUUGUACUCAAGGUCUCCGGACUCCUCAAUUAUGAUGGGAAUAAGAAACCGAGGGUCACUGUGUCACCCCAGUCAUCCGAGCCUGAUCCCGAGCACGAUGUGUUUGUCCUCCGAAUCGGAAAAAAGGGAUUAGUGGGGGCCAACGAGAAAUGCGAUCUUCAGUUGGAAAUGAGAACCCCGAAAGGCCCGGAGAGACGCCCACCAAUUCGGUAUGAGACGAGAGAGGCCCAAACUGAAGUUGAGGCUAAAGAAGUUAAGAAGAAAGGAAAGGGCAAGGGCCAGGGAAAGAAAAAGAAGUAG